AGUUCUGUGUGGUCGCAGCACAUAAGCAAAUCCAUUCUUGUGCCGUUUCUCGGAAAAGCUUUUCAGUAAAUGCACUCAUGCUGCUCCAGGAGCUCUUCUCUGCAACAAGCCGCCCAUCUGCCAUCAACAAGUUAAGACGGAGAGAACUAACAGCUGCGGAAAGGAAAGACUGAUGCUUUGAUUAACCAGCUGAGCAGUUAGAGGAGGACGAAAUUAAUAACUUAUAUUCAGAAGCGAUUUAAGGAAACAGAGUGGUCACGAAAAAUGAAACCAACGCUAUUGAGAAGAAUAUCCUAAGGAAAGAAACAACUCACCCUGCUGGAUUAAAUUUUACUCAGAAAGCCUGGGGCAUAGAAAACAGGAAACUGGUCAAAGGCUCCUGCAUGUUAGAGCCUUUUACAGACUCACUGCGUUGAGUCUAACAACCGCGACUGAAUGCAGCCUCCAAUGUGCUCAGAAGAAUGGGCUUACAUUUCAAGUGGCCAUUAGGGGCCCCUAUGCUGGCAGCAAUAUAUGCAAUGAGUAUGGUUUUAAAAAUGCUGCCUGCCUUGGGAAUGGCGUGUCCACCUAAAUGCCGCUGCGAGAAGCAGCUCUUCUACUGCGACUCUCAGGGCUUCCACUCCGUGCCAAACGCCACAGACAAGGGCUCUCUGGGCCUUUCCCUGAGGCACAAUCACAUCUCAGAGCUUGAAAGGGAUCAAUUUGCCAGCUUCAGUCAACUUACCUGGCUCCACUUAGACCACAAUCAAAUUUCAACAGUAAAAGAAGAUGCUUUUCAAGGACUAUAUAAACUUAAGGAAUUAAUCUUAAGCUCCAACAAAAUAUUUUACUUGCCAAAUACAACUUUUACCCAACUGAUUAAUCUGCAAAAUUUGGACCUGUCUUUCAAUCAGCUGUCAUCUCUGCACCCAGAGCUCUUCUAUGGCCUUCGGAAGCUGCAGACCUUGCAUUUACGGUCCAACUCCCUGCGGACUAUCCCAGUACGCUUGUUCUGGGACUGUCGUAGUCUGGAGUUUCUAGAUUUGAGCACAAACCGAUUGAGAAGUUUGGCUCGAAAUGGAUUUGCGGGAUUAAUCAAACUGAGAGAGCUUCACCUAGAGCACAACCAGCUGACGAAGAUUAAUUUUGCUCAUUUCCUACGUCUAAGUAGUCUGCACACGCUCUUCUUACAAUGGAACAAAAUCAGCAACUUGACAUGUGGGAUGGAAUGGACCUGGGGCACUUUAGAAAAACUAGACCUGACUGGAAAUGAAAUCAAAGCCAUCGAUCUGACAGUGUUUGAAAUAAUGCCUAAUCUUAAAAUACUCCUAAUGGAUAACAACAAGUUAAACAGCCUGGAUUCCAAGAUCUUAAAUUCCCUGAGAUCCCUCACAACUGUUGGCCUCUCUGGCAAUCUGUGGGAAUGCAGCCCUAGAAUAUGUGCUUUGGCCUCCUGGCUGGGCAGUUUCCAAGGUCGGUGGGAGCAUUCCAUCUUAUGCCACAGUCCUGACCACACCCAAGGAGAGGAUAUACUAGAUGCAGUCCAUGGAUUUCAGCUCUGCUGGAAUUUAUCAACCACUGUCAUCACAGCCAUGGCUACAACUUAUAGAGAUCCAACCACUGAAUAUACAAAAAGAAUAAGCUCAUCAAGUUACUAUGUGGGAGACAAAGAAAUCCCAACUACUGCAGGCACAGCAGUUACUACUGAGGAACACUUUCCCGAACCAGACAAUGCCAUCUUCACUCAGCGGGUAAUUACAGGAACAAUGGCUUUAUUGUUUUCUUUCUUUUUUAUUAUUUUUAUAGUGUUCAUCUCCAGGAAGUGCUGCCCUCCCACUUUAAGAAGAAUUAGACAGUGCUCAAUGAUUCAGAACCACAGGCAGCUCCGAUCCCAAACACGACUCCAUAUGUCAAACAUGUCAGACCAAGGACCGUAUAAUGAAUAUGAACCCACCCAUGAAGGACCCUUCAUCAUCAUUAAUGGUUAUGGACAGUGCAAGUGUCAGCAACUGCCAUACAAAGAAUGUGAAGUAUAGUAUCUACUUAUCAUCAAAAAUUACAUCAGAUAAGUAACCUAUUUUACAUAGUAGGGGCUAAAUAUCUAAUUUUUAACAAUGGUGACAUUAAGCCUAAUUUUCAAAACCAAGUGGAGACUUAAGUUUUUGAAGUGAAGUGUUUUUAAUUUUUUUUUAUGAAACCAUAUUUUAAGUGUUAAAUGAAGCAAUGCUCACAUUAAUUUGCAAUCUUGUUGGAAAGUCUAUGCUUACUUCAAAUUAAGGCAUUUCAUGUAUGUGAUUAUAUACUAUUGAGUGUAAACAUAUGCUAUUUUUUUUCCUACUGAAAACAGUUUGGAAAGAAGGUACUGAGCAGAAAAAGAUAUGAAUCAAUACUUGUUUGAUCAUUGCUUUCCAUCCCAAGUACCACCAUUGGCUUGUUGCUUAAAAGGAGACUUAGCAAAGUUCUCUUGUAUGAUAAUUUGGUAUUUACUUAAAUUUACAAUUUACUGCCAGUGGGGGAAGAAGAAUUUCAUUAUGCUAUAAAGACUGGUAAAUAUUAAACACUCUUAUUCCAGAGUUUUUGCCUGGGUUAAUAGAUAUUAUCAAAGUCCACAUCAUGAAAUUAGAACCCUUUAUGUAAUUCUAAUAAGCUGAGUAACUCUUUAAUAUAUUUAAACAAUGAAUCCAAGUGAAUGUGGAAAAGGUCUCAUUACAAUGAAUUCAACACUAAAUGAUUACAAUGACUUUGUAUCAUACAGCUAUAGUUUAACUUAUAAUGAACAUGUUGACCUUUUGUGGCAUUUUUAGACAAUUAUUUUAAACUAGUAUUACAUUAUCAUUUUACUUAUUAGUUUACUAAAUCUUAUAUUUACAUUUAUAUGUGAAAAAAGAUUUAGAAAUUAUUUUGGAGAGAAAAGAGAGAAACUGAGUCAACUUAAUCCUAGGACUUGCUCCCUUUAGUUUGAAAGCACACACAACAUUCUCUCCCUUUCUCAACUGUCAUGAUCAAAGUUGUCUUACAAAGAGGUUUAAACUCUUUCUUCUGUUUUCUUCCUAAUGCUCACACCUCAGAUCCAAAUAAAAAAUAAUUAGCAACAGGCAUAACAAUGAUUCUUAAUAGAAUAUAUAAUAUAAAGGAACAUUAAAAAUCACUUUCUAAAUAUUAUAUUCUGAAAUCUGGCCUUUUAAUAAGGAUACAUAGUCACGCUAUAAGAGCAGUUCCUUCCAAGUGAAAGAAACAACAGAUUACAGAGCAAACCUUUUUAUGGUAAAACACCAACUACAUGCUUAUACUGCCAUGCAAUGGUAACUCAAAGGUGGCAUGGAGGGGAGGGAGAUGAAAGGGAAAGGCAGCGUUUUGAAAUCUGACUCACAGAAAUGGGUUAGCUGAAGUUAAGAGGCAGCCAAGAGUGAGGCAAAUGGGUAGCUGUACACUAU
Myotis davidii is the source of this 3413-nucleotide messenger RNA. It is a transcript of the gene LRRTM2, whose product is annotated as leucine rich repeat transmembrane neuronal 2. Bases 462 to 2015 code for a protein of 517 amino acids. The transcript is spliced from 2 exons. Gene Ontology annotation, molecular function: protein binding. Lineage: Eukaryota; Metazoa; Chordata; Mammalia; Chiroptera; Vespertilionidae. The record is from RefSeq and is a predicted model, not a curated record. Gene Ontology annotation, cellular component: extracellular matrix.